UCGCGGGGGGACGGCGUCCCACGGCGGACAAACCUCGUCGCGCGGCCCAGCGGCGGGGCGGGGCCGGUAGUGGUACGACCCCACCCUCCGAGCUCCGCCGCGCGUCAGCGGCGCUCCACAGCAGAUCCUCUGGUCGCCAUGGCAGCCACCAGGAGUGUGAUGAGGGCGGUCCGAGUGUUUGAAUUUGGUGGCCCUGAAGUGCUUAAACUCCAGUCAGACGUGUUAGUUCCUGUUCCAAAAGAAAACCAGGUAUUGAUUAAAGUCCAUGCCUGUGGGGUAAAUCCUGUUGAGACAUAUAUUCGUUCUGGGACUUAUGCCAGGAAACCAGCUUUGCCCUACACUCCUGGCUCGGAUGUGGCUGGGGUGGUUGAAAGUGUUGGGGAACACGUGACUGCAUUCAAGAAAGGUGACAGAGUUUUCACCCUCGAAACGCUUUCUGGAGGAUAUGCAGAGUAUGCAGUUGCUGCAGCCAACAGAGUCUUUCCUUUGCCAGGCAAACUGGACUUCAGGCAGGGAGCAGCGAUCGGAGUGCCCUACUUCACUGCCUACCGGGCCCUUUUCCAGAAAGGCUGUGCCAAAGCUGGGGAAAGCGUGCUGGUUCAUGGUGCUAGUGGGGGGGUGGGACUAGCAGCAUGUCAGAUUGCCAGAGCUUGUGGUUUGAAGGUUUUGGGUACAGCAGGAACUGAGGAGGGCAUGAAUGUGAUCCUGAGAAAUGGUGCUCACCAAGCCUUUAAUCACAGAGACCCGAAUUACACUGAGAGAAUUAAGGCAUGCACAGGGCCGGGAGGAGUGGAUAUCAUCAUAGAAAUGCUCUCUGAUGUCAACCUGGAUGCUGACUUGCAGCUGCUGUCCCGCGCAGGGAGGGUGAUGGUUGUGGGCUGCAGGGGACGCAUUGAGAUAAACCCAAGAGACACAAUGAGCAAGGAGUCCAGCAUAAUUGGAGUGAGUCUGUUUCUUGCAACUGAGGAGGAAAGGCGUGAAUGUGCCACAGCAGUCCUUGAUGGCAUAGAAGCUGGCUGGCUGAAACCAGUUGUGGGCUUGGAAUAUCCCCUGGAGAAAGUAGCCAAGGCUCAUGAAGACAUUAUUUGUAGCAGUGGUGCCCGAGGGAAGAUGGUGCUCCUUCUAUAAAGGAGCACCCUUUUCCAUUUAUUUUGUAGCUGUUCUAACUGCACCUUUGCUUACAGGUUCACUGAAUGUAUGUUAUAAACAUACCUUUGAUCAUGUUUGAUGCUAGCAGAAAAUGCUCACUUAGAUGAAUUAGUUGACAUUUUCUUUUUGUAAUGAGCAGAGUUGCAUUUACUGUAAAGUAAUUUUGGUAGCUUUUUUGAUUGAUGUGACAGUAAUAAAUUUUCCCUGCUGGCGUGCUUUGUGCUGCAGGGAAUGGUAGGGCUUGGUAUCAUGGUCCAUGUGAAGGCAGAGCGAGGCCACUGUAGGUAACACAGAAUGGAGAUGCUUUUUACAGAUACACAAAAAUAAAUAACUCACUAUGUGUGUUAACUAGAACUGUAAAUUCUUUCAGCCACGAAAUUUGUACUCAAAUUUUGUACUCAAAUUAUGUCGCAUAAUUUACUUGAAAUAAAAGCUUUUACUGACAAAAUAGUUUCCUUUCCAGCUCAAAAGAUGGACAGAAUCUCUCAAGCAUGAACUGUUUGGAGCUGAGGCAGUUCUACUUGUCUGUGCCUCUAAGGCUGAGACGACAGUAUCCUGGCUCAUCCAGAGGCACUGUCACUCUGGAGCUGCAUGCUGGGAUUUGCCUCUUUGGAAAUGAUGGUCAUGACCAAAGCAGCUGAUUCCUGGAUGGUGAAUGGCUGAUUGUGAAGAUUUCAGUUCUUCCUAUGAGCUUUAUUAAAGUCUCCUGGAUCCCUGGCUGCACUGAGAGGGGAGGCUGCAUGGCUUUGUGGCAUGGAGAGUUCCUGUGAAAUUCCUGAAAUUCCAUCUGCUGAAGUGGGCAGGGCACAGCCUCAGCACUGGGGCUUGUGUGCAGGUGUCUAUGUGGGGUCACUUUGCCAUGACACUGGGGUCAUUUCAUCGUGUCUCUCAUAAACCUUAAAGCCAUUGCACAACAGAUGUGUUGCCAGGAAGGAUGGUGAAGUGUUUCUAGAGUUAGUGAUUUCAGUUUAGUGUUUCAGUGAGUGGUUUCAGAAAGCUGCUUGGGAGAGAAGGACGAGGCCAGCUCGGCUGUGGGACUGUCUGCCGAGGUGCAGUGGGGUCCUUCCUCCCUCCAGGCUGCCCCAGGGCAAUGAGCUGCUUUCCUUGUUUGUAGCACUUGCCACAGGAGUAGGGAGCUGUGUUUUUUAUGUGAAGAUGUAAGUGACUCACCUGGUGUAAGUGAUGUGUGUAGCUAGUGUCUCAGCUGAUUAUCCAGGUGAAAGGUGCUGACUGUUCCUGUUGUCUCAAGCAGAAUGUGGCCUGAGCAGUGGUGUUAGUUAGGAACCUGCUGUUCCUCUUGACAACUGUUAGAGAAAGUAAAACACCUCUUAAUGUCAAAGCACUAAACAGAAGUUAAAAGUAAUGGUUAAUGACAGAUAAGAUUGUGGAGAUGAUGUGCCUAUAAAAGUAUAUACCUUUCCUCUAUAUUCUGUGUUCAAAUAUUAAAUUAUUUUUAAUUCAGUCUUAAUUUAGUAGGGGUCUAUGACAUGAAUGAGAGGCUGAUUGUUUGCAGUGGCUCCUUUCUUGCUUAGUGCUGCCACUGCAUCGUGGAUGAUGUUUAGAGGAGAAAUACAUGGCAAGUCUCAGGUCUGGCCUCAUCGUUGUUGUCCCAAGGGCCGUGGUUGUAGUGGAGUUUGUCGCCAGAAGGUGUCAGAGCAGUUCUGUGUUAUCACAUUAUCGCUGCUCUCUGCCAGGGGACCUGGCAGAACGGCACAGCAGGACUGGGACUGACUUGAUGGGAAUAUCAUAUAGCGUUUAUUCUUCUGUCAAUUUCCAAUGUAUUGUAUCAAUUGAAGGAUUUUUUUUUUAAAUUUUAGAACAAGUAGUGUGGAUAGAACUAAUGAGAUAGGGCUCAGGUACAUCUGGUUUGUGCAAGCCACCCAUCUAGAAAAUGUCAUCCUGGGGAGUCCUUGGUUUCGCUCUCUUUUUGGGACCUGCUGCCCCUUGGCAGUGCAAAAAAGGAUGAGGAAGAGUGGGGCCCACAGACCAUUGAAUUUGGCAGAAUAAUUCUCUCAGUUUGUUGGGAAUCCUCCUGAUUUGACUGGAUGGGAUUUUGGAGGCAGUGGUUCCCAGUCACAGCCUGCUUGGUGCUGCCACGGGUGCUUGGAAGGGUUGAACAGGCUCUCGUAUUUGUGCCGACUUUGACAUCUGCAGGAGAGGUCUGGGCUUCAAAGUGAGGAGCUGUGUACAACGCAAGGCUCUGGAGACUGCUGUUCUAUGUGUUUCUAAAACAGAAAAGAGUGGAAUUGUUCUGGGAAGCAGCUGCUCUUGGUUAGCCUCAUUGUGCCCCAAAUAAAUGCUGCUUACAUUUUCUAGUCAUUAAAAGUCUGGUUGCCUCUCUAUUGUAA
Haemorhous mexicanus (house finch) is the source of this 3497-nucleotide messenger RNA. RefSeq names its product crystallin zeta (gene CRYZ). Bases 139 to 1128 code for a protein of 329 amino acids. Gene Ontology annotation, molecular function: quinone reductase (NADPH) activity; zinc ion binding; mRNA 3'-UTR binding. Lineage: Eukaryota; Metazoa; Chordata; Aves; Passeriformes; Fringillidae. The transcript has 9 exons. The record is from RefSeq and is a predicted model, not a curated record. Gene Ontology annotation, cellular component: cytosol.